This is a messenger RNA of Rhipicephalus sanguineus (brown dog tick), 768 nucleotides long. RefSeq lists its product as uncharacterized. Gene Ontology annotation, molecular function: C-C chemokine binding. The coding region runs from base 15 to 335 and encodes 106 amino acids. Gene Ontology annotation, biological process: negative regulation of chemokine activity. Lineage: Eukaryota; Metazoa; Arthropoda; Arachnida; Ixodida; Ixodidae. The record is from RefSeq and is a predicted model, not a curated record. The transcript is spliced from 5 exons.
UAAGAAGGCCGAGGAUGCGUAGUGUAGAGACUUUGGGAAUACUGAUGCCCCCAAGCGUCACUUCAGGAUCUGGGAUUUCCUGCGGCGGUCAGCGCACGAGAGACCGCAUGUUGCAAGAAGGGCAACAAACUCAGAGUAUGGUCCCGGCUUUUUCUUGGGCAGCAUUCUUUCUUAAUAUAGCUUGCUCCCUUGGACAUGGUAGGGUACAAAGUGAAACAACCACAUGCCAGCCAUUCAGCAUGCAAACACCUGCCGGACUCGUGAGUGCAGUUGUUUCUGUUUGCAUUUCAAAAACAAAGGCCAAUACUGACACAUCACGGGCAGGAAGUCUAUAAUAUAGAAGAGGAUGGCGUCUGUAGACCACUGUCGUUUUGCCACUUGAAUGAUGCAGAGAGACCAUUAUGACACUCCUACUGAUUGUCCCGGCCUACAAGGAAUCCAUUGUUUCAGCAUAUGACGACAUAAACUGCAAUGUAGCCUGUUACUUUGGCAAUUUUAUCGUGACAGCGCAUGAAGUUUGCCCUUUGAGUGUACUUUUUUUUUCGGGAGAUCAUAAACAUACUGGAGGGCCCCACCAAAUGGCAAUCUCGCUCCGAUUGUCAGCUUAUGUCCCUCCUAUUUCUGAUUAAAUAAGCAAGAAUUACAAACAUUUCGGGAUACCUUCGUGUUCAAAAUCAUUUCUGUAUUUUUCUGGUUGAAACGUGCUGUUGGAAACGCGUUAAACAGGGCUGGUUUAAAAAUGAAAUAAAAAUAAACCCUCUGACAGCA